This is a messenger RNA of Hyaloscypha bicolor E, 576 nucleotides long. Its product is annotated as Sm-like ribonucleo protein. Gene Ontology annotation, cellular component: U5 snRNP; U4 snRNP; U2-type prespliceosome. Gene Ontology annotation, molecular function: RNA binding. Bases 1 to 576 code for a protein of 191 amino acids. The transcript has 5 exons. Lineage: Eukaryota; Fungi; Ascomycota; Leotiomycetes; Helotiales; Hyaloscyphaceae. Gene Ontology annotation, biological process: mRNA splicing, via spliceosome. The record is from RefSeq and is a predicted model, not a curated record.
AUGGCGAACAAGCAGGGAAAGAUGGCCGGUCUCAUCAACUACCGGAUGAGGGUCACGAUGAACGAUGGACGCCAGAUGGUUGGACAGAUGUUGGCCUUUGACAAACACAUGAACCUCGUUCUCGCAGAUACCGAAGAGUUCAGACGCGUCAAGCGCAAGGCGACAAAAGCUGCAGCUGCUCCAGGUGCCAGCAGCAGCUCAGCCCCUCUCGUCGAGUCGGAAGAGAAGCGUACAUUGGGUCUUACUAUCGUUCGAGGCGCUCAUAUCAUCUCUCUCUCGGUCGAGUCUCCACCACCGGCGGAUCCAUCUGCGCGUCUAGGAGCAAGUGCACCAGGAGGAGGGGUUACAUCUCUAGCUGCAGGUGCGGGAAUUGCACGACCUGCUGGACGAGGAGCUCCUGUUGGAUUGGCGGGACCUGCUGCAGGUAUUGGCGGACCACCACCCGGAUUUCCUGGAGGCUUCCCUGGAGCUCCUGGCUUUGGAAGAGGAGCACCACCCCCAGGAUUUGGUGGGUUCCCUCCCGGGUUCCCUGCUGGUGGCCCUCCUCCACCUGGCUUCAAUCCUCCCAGAAGAUAG